Molecule: messenger RNA, 2203 nt
Organism: Musa acuminata AAA Group (dessert banana)
Lineage: Eukaryota; Viridiplantae; Streptophyta; Magnoliopsida; Zingiberales; Musaceae
Product: guanine nucleotide-binding protein subunit gamma 4-like
Exons: 5
Coding region: 461-1033 (190 amino acids)
Biological process (GO): G protein-coupled receptor signaling pathway
Source: RefSeq, a predicted model, not a curated record
GUGUUUUUAUUUUUAUUUAGCAGUGGUGAGUGGAGAGGGUUGGUGCAUGGAUGCGGCUGCUUUCUUUUAAUAUUAUGCGCCAUUGACCGCGAUUCGUACCUUCCAUGUCAUUGGGGAAUCCAAUGGAACCCAGUGUGGGGGCAACACGUAGGUGAUACGAAACAGCGGUAAACAUGUCACCUGCACCCCAUCCCAAGUGAUGAAGCCCCCCUGCCAUAUGAUACAACCCAUAUAUAUAUAUAUAUAUAUAUAUAUAUAUAUAUAUAUAUAUAUACAAACACACGGGAGUAAUAAAAACCGGAAUGGGAGCGUGAAUAGGCAAUGGGAAACGAGAAACAGGAACCGCGAGAAACGGAUCUUACCGCUCGUAACUUCCGGCUGCGACUCCCUCCGCAUUUAAGCGCGACAGCGGUCCACGCUCGAGCCGAAGUCGUGACGCUUCGCCGCCGACUCGAGACCGAUGGCCGCGGCGGAGGCGUUGGAGGAGAAGCAGGCGGAUGCUACGCAGGCUCCCCGGCCCCGGUCGCCGCGGCGGUACACGGACCUCUGCGGGCGCCACCGGCUGCAGGCGCGGGUCCAGCUCUUGAGUCGGGAGAUCGGCUUCCUUGAGGAGGAGUUACAAUCAGUUGAAGGGCUUCAACCUGUCUCUGUAUGCUGCAAAGAGGUUGAUAAAUAUGUAGGGACAACUCCAGAUCCUUUAAUCCCAACAUAUAAGAAGAGACAUAAGUCCUGCUGCUUCUCGAGGUGGCUCCGGGCAAUGGUUUGCUUCAAUGCGACAUGCUUCACCGGUGGUUGCUCGAGCUGGCAGAACAGACCUUGUUGCACUCGUAGACCCAACGGGUCCUGCUCCUCUAGUGGUGGAUACCCUAGCAGAAGCUGCUGCAGCGUUUCCUGCUCCAGAUUGCGCUGUGUCAUCCCAAGACUCUCGUGUCCUGGAUAUUCUUGUGGAUGUGUCUGUUCUUGUUCCAACUGUACCAAGGUACGCCUUUGCCCUACAUGUUUGUGUUGUAUUAGCCACUGUGUAUGUGAAUAAUAGAUCACUUGAUGUUCUUCAGUGUGCUGAUUUCUUACUACGUAUUUGUACAUCUCUUCUUUCUUUUGGUAUCUUAAUAAUUGCAAUUAAUACAGAAACAUGCCUAGUGCGCACUGCUUUUCCAAUAAAAGAACAGGUAAUUUCUCUCUGUUUCAUACUUGGUUUAUUCUGUUGCCUACUGAAAACAAAGGCAAAUAUCAUGUUGAUGGGAUUCGAAAGGUAAAAGCUGUUCACAACACUUUUCCAUAAUCUUAAGUGCUUGACAAAACUGGGAUACCAACCUCACAUACCUUCUCUAUCAUGAAGCCAGAUGAAUUAUUAUGUAGUAAUUUCUGGUUAUUCUGCAUUAAAUCAAGCUACCAAUCAUAUGACCAUAUCCUAAUAUUUCUUGUUCUGAAGUUGUGUGUGGCCUCAUAUUGUACUCUCUUUUAUAGCUAAAUCUGUGCAUAAUUUGGAGGGUGAGUCACACUAAACACCUCUGAUAUGUGAACUUGAAAGAUUCACCUUCGAGACAGAUAAGCUUGGCACCAUUGAGAAGCAUAUUUUGACUAACCAUUAUGCUCUUUCUUUCUACCUAUGAGGCCACAUAUGAGGUACACUUCAGCUAUAUUCUCUUUCGGUGAUCUACUUUUAGAGGCUCUGUUGAUUUGUUCUAAAGUAUCCACUACCAGUUGAUCUAAUUGGUUUUUUCCGUUGGGAGAAGCAUGAAAUGGCAAUGGGAACAAGAAGAUAUCUCAUACUGACAUCUUGUGUGUCAUCAAUGCUGAUGGUCUUUGUGUGUGUGUGUUUUUUUUCGUUACACUAAAAUGGAUUAUCUAUGUUUUUUUUUUUCUCAACACAGCUUUCUAUAUUUUUCUACCGAGGUUUAGGACGAACAUUAAUAGUGUUGUAAAUGAUUAUCGUUAGAAAGGAAAAAACAAGAUAUAAAAAGAUGUGAAAUGAAAUAAAUAUAUUUUUUUUAUUAAUCUUAAUGAUGAUAAAAGAAAACAAUUGGGACUUCCGAUCUUGUUGUUGUACAUCAAAACGGAUAAUAGUAAAGAAUUUUUAGUGAAGGCAUGUUUCAAAAAACUAAAAUUUAAUUGGUCUUUAUAAACUCAAUUAGUGACACCUUCAACGAAAAAAGAAAAAAAAACACUUAUCCUCACCUAUAUUUUCUUCACUAUGUGUCUU